Messenger RNA from Dovyalis caffra, 735 nucleotides. The record is from the annotation of a GenBank genome assembly. NCBI's taxonomy places the organism in Eukaryota, Viridiplantae, Streptophyta, Magnoliopsida, Malpighiales, Salicaceae.
AUGGAAAGCAGCAAUAAGAAGAGAACAAGGGUUAGCAAAGAGGAGGUAAUAGCGAAGCUAAAAGACGAUGGUGACUUCGACAAUCUACGUCUCAAGAUCAUUCGCAAGCUCAAAGACAACGAAGAGUUGCGCAACAGCAUUAUUUCCGUUGUGAGGCAGUCAGCAGCACUUAAUCAUGCUGGUGCCAACAAUAUGAAACCCAGACAGCUUUCUGAUGCCAUAUAUGAUGAGGUUGGGAACAAACUGACAAGCCAAAUUUCUGAUGGUGUGUGGGAAGUAAUUAGAUCAGUUGAUGGAAUGAAAAAUGAAAUCACAGAGACAGUGCAAUCUGUCUAUAAUAAAUUGGUUGAGCCUGAAAGGAAGGAAGAGGGUGAAUCUUCUAGUCAUGAUGCAAUGGUAGUCAAGAAGGGAACUGACAAAAAAGGUGUGGUAAAGACAUCUGCUGUUGCAAUGGAUGAUAACUUGUCUAAUAGUGAGCCAAAAGAACCACCAGGCUUCUCUUUAUCCAACAACCAUCAGAACAGUAACCAUGAAAGGAAAGAAGAGUUGUGGCUGCCUAUGCCAUGUGAAGGGCCUCUGGAAGCAAAGGAGGAAAGGCCCAACCAUUCAGAGGACAUGCUGGAGGUGAAUGAUAUUGAUCUUGGUGUCCCACCAGGCUUCUCUGCUGAUGCCAAGCAGAAGGAUCCUUGUGACGGUAGUGAUGAAGACCCUGAUGUGCCUCCUGGUUUUGGUUGA